ACGGCGGUGUUUUCAAAAAGUCGCCAGUUACGUGAUUUGAAGAAGCUGUGUCGUUGAUUACGGAUAGGAUAAGGAAAUGCGACUCAGUCGUUGCAAAUUUGGCUGUGUUGGUUCAAGCAAAUAGAAGUUGGUUCAUUCCGUGGUGGUGUGGCAAUCCACUAUCACCAUGCCGUCGAUGGCCAGCACGGUGGGCGGCACCAAGUUCGGCACGCCGCAGAAGCUGACGGACACGGUGGGACGGCUAUCGGGCCGCCUAGCCCGCGGCAAGGGCACGCAGACCAAGUGCGUCGACUCCGUGGCGGCCAGCUUCGCGCUGAGCACCAAGCACCGCCUGCUGGCCGUCAGCCCGGACGACACCGACACGCGCAGCCUGCACGCGCUGGUGCUGACGUUUGACGCGGACGGCGAGAGGCUGCUGAUCGGCACGGCUCAGGGCGCCGUCUACAAGGUCGACCUGCUCGCCUUCAGGUUCCAUCUGAUAGCGUACGUGCCGGACGUGAUCACGUGCCUGACGGUGCUGGCCGGCGAGGCGGAACGCUACGUGGUCGUCGGUCAAAAGAACGGCCACCUGCUCAGCAUCAACGAGGUGACGCACGAGCGGGCUGGCCAGCGGGGGGCGCACAGCGGCGCCCUGCUUGGCCUCUGCGCCGGCCAGGCGGCCACCGUCUGCAGCUACUCCCGCAACGAAGCGUUCGUCUGGCGCGGCGGUGAGCUGCGCAAGCUCUACCAGCUCCACCUCAACAGCAGCGCGUUCAUCGUCAAGAUGUCGUUCCUGUCGGACUCGACGCUGCUGGGCGCGUUCGCCGACGACUCGGUGUACGUCUGGUGCCUGGAGAGCCUGCGGGUGGCGCACGAGGUGCUCCAGGACUGUGACUUGUUCUACGCGGCCGGCAAGACGAGCCAGGUGUUCGAGUUCAGCCUGGCCGAGUCGCGCGUCACGCGAAUCUUCUCGUUGCCGGAGGGCAGCGGCCACGUGGCCCAGCUGCUGGUGUUCCCCGGACCGUUCCUUGGACAGAUCCUGGGCGUGCUGCUGGAGAGUGGAGUGGUCAAGUUCAUCCACACGGAGACGGGCCGGGUCGUGCAGAGUCUGAACAACGCCCGGCAUAGCAUCGCGCACACCGUCGCCAGCCGGUCGGGCCUGUUCCUGGCCUGCCUGCUCGACUCGGGCCAGAUCUGCCUGCAUCAUAGCACCGGUGACGUGUUCCGCCGUAUCGUGCUGCCUGAGGUGUUCUACGACAACAAGCCGCGCGUCACGCUGGUCGACGACUCGGCCACGCGGCGCGGCAAGACGCCGCUGCUGAACACGGCGCGGCUGGCGCCGAUCGUGCGCGAGCAGGGCGAGUUCCCGGCCCAGUACCGGCAGCUGAUCUGGCGCCACGUGCUGGAGCUGCCCGGCGCGCACGCGCUGUACGUGACGCUGUCCGAGCGCGGCCAGCACCCGGCCUGGAGGCACGCGGCGCAGCGCUACCCGGUCAGGGAGGUGGCCGUCGCCAGAGUGCUGGCCAGCACACUCUCGGCGCUGGCCUGGUGGUGCCCCCUGUUCGCCGAGGUCGAGUUCCUCCCCUACUUCGUGUUCCCCUUCUGUAGCGUGUUCUCGGCCGACCCGCUGGCCGCCCUCGAGACGGUCAUCACGCUGCUCGUAAACUGGUGCCAGCGGUGGUUCGAGUUCUUCCCGUACCCGCCCAUCUCGGUGCUGGGCAUGGUGGAGAACAUGCUGGCGCACCACUGCCCCGAGCUGCUGCGACACUACAUGGAGCUGGGCGUCACCGCGCACGUGUACGGCUGGCCCCUGCUCGAGACCGCCUUCUCCGAGGUGUUCACCCAGAACGACUGGCUGGUGGCCUGGGACCACAUCCUGACCAACGACCCGUCCUACAUGCUGGCCGUCGUCAUCUCCUACAACGCCGUCUCGCAAGCGGCUCUGCUGCGCUGCAAGACGGCCGACGACAUCAGCUACUACUUCCGAAACCAGAACGUGGUGAGCGUGCGGCACGUGGUACGGCGCGCCUACGUCAUCCACGAGUCGACUCCGGCUGACAUCCACCCGCGCGGCUUCAUGGAGAAAUUCGAGGCCAUCGGCGCCGAGGCCUACCCCGUCUUCAACAAGUACCCGACCUUCAUCGUCAACCACCAGCUGGAGGAGCGGGAGCGGAUCGGGCGCGAGCACCAGGCCUUCCUGGAGGAGCGGGGUGCCACCGCCAGGCUAGCGCAGGAGAUGGCUGACAACCGCUCCCGGCACAAACAGUGGGCCGACAAACUGGCCUACCUCAAAGAGGCGGAGACGGCGCACCGCGAGAUGCUGCGCAUGUCGGAGAGCAAGCUGGCGGCUCAGCGGCGGCGUCUGGCGGUGCUGCAGCAGGCGCUGCGCCAGCGCGGCCGGGCCGAGCGUGACUCGGAGCGCUCGCGGUCGCUGCUGCGCCAGACCACCGAGAAGGAGCUGCUCAUUGGUCGGCUGCAGGAUGAGAUCAAGAAGCGGAAGCGGGAGUCGGACGCCAUCUCGUCGCAGCUGCACCAGGAGGAGCGGGCCGGCGCGCCGUCUUCGGAGGAGGAGCCCCCACCCACCGUGCCGGGCACGGUGGACGCCGACAUCGGGGAGCUGGAGCGCGAGAUUGACGAGAUCGCCGCUGACGUGGCCUCGCUGGCGCGCGUCUCGGCCACGGCUGAGCCGCAGGAGCGCUUCGGCUCCGUCUGCUCCGUGUCCACGUGGAACUCACGCUCGGCACCGGACCGCGUGCGCGAGCAGCUGGUGAACAAGUGGCGCGGCGAGGACCGCUCCAGCGCCAGCGGCCGCUCGCUGCGCACCUCCAGGUCUCAUCUGCAGCAGACGGCGGCGCAGCGGCGCCAGACGGGCAGCAAGCAGCGAAGCCGGCAGACCAUGCCGCCGCGCCGCCAGACCAGCUUCCGCAGCAUGCUGUGA
Messenger RNA from Pollicipes pollicipes, 2917 nucleotides. RefSeq names its product TBC1 domain family member 31. NCBI's taxonomy places the organism in Eukaryota, Metazoa, Arthropoda, Thecostraca, Pollicipedomorpha, Pollicipedidae. Gene Ontology annotation, molecular function: protein binding. Gene Ontology annotation, cellular component: ciliary basal body. Bases 167 to 2917 code for a protein of 916 amino acids. Gene Ontology annotation, biological process: cilium assembly. The transcript has 20 exons. The record is from RefSeq and is a predicted model, not a curated record.